Molecule: messenger RNA, 712 nt
Organism: Camellia sinensis
Lineage: Eukaryota; Viridiplantae; Streptophyta; Magnoliopsida; Ericales; Theaceae
Source: RefSeq, a predicted model, not a curated record
GGAUCUUUCUCUGAGGAAUGUGAGGCAUUUUAUCCCUGAUGAAUGUGACAAGAUGCUCGAGUCACUUGACAUGAGGACAGAUGUGCAGGAGAUAUUCAAGAUGACUCCUCAUGACAAACAAGUUAUGAUGUUUUCUGCAACACUUAGCAAGGAAAUCCGUCCUGUUUGCAAGAAAUUUAUGCAAGAUCCAAUGGAAAUUUAUGUUGAUGAUGAGGCAAAAUUUACCCUUCAUUCCUCAUGUCAGCACUACAUCAAAUUGAGUGAGCUAGAGAAGAACCGCAAGCUGAAUGACCUUCUUGAUGCACUAGACUUCAAUCAAGUUGUUAUAUUUGUCAAAAGUGUAAGCAGAGCUGCUGAGCUGAACAAAUUGCUGGUUGAGUGUAAUUUUCCAUCGAUCUGCAUCCAUUCUGGCAUGUCCAAGGAAGAAAGGUUGAUAUGCUACAAGGGUUUCAAGGAGAGGCACAAGAGGAUAUUUGUGGCAACAGAUCUGGUUGGUAGGCGAAUCGACAUCGAACGUGUUAACAUUGUCAUCAACUAUGACAUGCCAGAUUUAGCAGAUACUUAUCUGCACAGGUUAGGUCUAGGUGACGUGGGAAACAACAACAUUGACAGUGACGGUGUUAUGGCACGUACCUUCUUAAUAAGAACAAAAACUGAGGAGGAUCGGAAUAAGCUUGCAGCAGCAAUUCAGGAAUACGCCCCUCCUGCUUGA